Balaenoptera musculus (blue whale) is the source of this 635-nucleotide messenger RNA. Its product is annotated as COMM domain-containing protein 10-like. NCBI's taxonomy places the organism in Eukaryota, Metazoa, Chordata, Mammalia, Artiodactyla, Balaenopteridae. The record is from RefSeq and is a predicted model, not a curated record.
UCGAGGAUGGCGGCAUCCACGGCACUGAUCCUGCAGGAGAGCCCCAGCAUGAAAAAAGCAGUGUCGCUGAUAAAUGAAAUAGAUAUAGGAAGAUUUCCACGAUUGCUCACCCGAAUUCUUCAAAAACUUCACCUGAAGGCUGAGAAUAGUUUCAGUGAAGAAGAGGAAGAAAGACUUCAAGCUGCAUUUUCUCUAGAGAGACAAGAUCUUCACCUAGUUCUUGCAACAAUAUCAUUCAUUUUAGAACAGGCAGUAUAUCACCACAUGAAGCCAACUGCUUUGCAGCAGCAGUUAGAGAACAUUCAUCUUAGACAAGACAAAGCAGAAGCAUUUGUCAAUGCUUGGUCGUCUAUGGGUCAAGAAACAGUUGAAAAAUUCAGGCAGAGGAUUCUCACACCCCACAAGCUGGAGACGGUCGAUGGAUGGCAGCUUAACCUUCAGAUGGCUCACUCUGCCCAAGCAAAACUAAAAUCUCCUCAAGCUGUGUUACAGCUAGGAGUGAGCAAUGAAGGGUCGAAGAGCCUGAAGAAAGUUCUUGUGGAAUUCAGUCACAAGGAAUUGUUUGAUUUCUAUAACAAGCUUGUGACCAUACAAGCACAGCUGGAUUCCCUUACAUGAUGUUCUCGAAGACUUGU